This is a messenger RNA of Paraglomus brasilianum, 766 nucleotides long. NCBI's taxonomy places the organism in Eukaryota, Fungi, Glomeromycota, Glomeromycetes, Paraglomerales, Paraglomeraceae. The record is from the annotation of a GenBank genome assembly.
AUGAACAUACAUCAUCAAAUAUACCAAGACGAAGACAGCAUCGACGCUUUUUCACCACCAGCCGCUCAGAGCGACGUAGACUUGACUGACCAACUUGCCCACGACGACAUACAGGAACAACAGUUCACACUAAACUCUAAAGCAGUUCUAUUAACUAAUGUUUCGUACGACAUAAUUCGAGAUCUCUAUGACACAAAACCACAAACGGUCACGAAUCUACCAGAGGCAGCUGAACAGCCGUUUGGUGUUGCUAGUCCACAGUCACAAGAAGACUCUCCCAAUGGCAAGUCAAAAGUGAAGAAACUCCCGCGAUCACCAAAUGCAUUCAUCCUCUAUGGGGCCAAGAAAUUUGCCGAAUUAGAAUAUGUGUCGCAGCAAACUGAUGUAGGCCAUUUAUUUCGACCUAAUAAGCCAUGUACUGUCGCGGGAACACGUUUGAAUUCAGAUCGGCAAGUGUUAGGCGAAAUUCAAAAGUUAAUUGAAUGGGAUGAAGAAAAUUUAGUAUCGAAUAAGCCACGUAUAGAUUUACAAGCGUGUUGCAAGCCACUAACUGGGAAAUAUAGGCGACUAGUCACAAACGCAAUCCAAAAGUUAAAGAGACGAAGCCGAGAUGAACGUAUAAAGAGUUUAGCACCUCGACCGAAUAAGCCAUGUAUUGUCGCGGAAACAAGUUUGAAUCCAGAUUUGCAAGUGGGUCACAAGCCACUAUCUGCGAAACAGUCAACGAAAUCAAGAAAAAAAUACUUCUCACGUACUUCCUCGGAUU